GUCAGUGAGGGCGAUGUUUCAUUAUGUCCAGGCGAAAGCACGUUUAGAAGAAGAGAUACUUUUGCUCACGUUUCUACUGUGUGUGUGUGUGUGUGUGUGAAGUUGCUUGCUGGUUCAUGUUGAAAUAAGGUUGUCGACUGUGGAGGUUUACCAUGGCAUCACGGUCAGGACCGCGCGCUACAGGAACAGACGGAAGUGACUUUCAACACCGCGAGCGCGUGGCGUCACACUAUCAGAUGAGUGUGGCCCUGAAGUCUGAGAUCAAGAAGCUGAACAUCGCUCAUGCUGUGGUCUGGUUGCUUGUAGCAGCACAGGUGGUGGUCAGUCAGCUGAACUUAGUAUCCCAUAAAGUGGUGGCCUCGCCGUACAAAUGGGAAUACAUGUAUCUUCUGAGCAUCAUACCUACGGUCUUCAGUUUCAUGGCUUUGCCAAAAAACAACAUCAGUUACCUGGUCAUCUCAAUGAUCAGCGCUGGGCUUUUUUGUGCCGGUCCUAUUCUUUAUGGAGGGAUGGAGAUGUUCCCUGUGGCUCAGCAGCUUUAUCGGCACGGCAAAGCUUAUAGGUUCAUCUUUGGUUUUUCUGCUGUCUCUAUAAUGUACUUAGUUUUGAUUAUUUCACUUCAAGUGCAUGGCUGGCAGAUCUACUACAGCAAAAAGCUGCUGGAUGCCUGGUUCACCAGCACACAAGAUAAGAAGAAGAAAUAAGAGACUGCUGGAGAAAAAUAGUUUGUCAGCUGCUUAUUUGUGUCUUUAUUUUCUCUUCCUGAUGGCUCUUCAAUCACAUCAGUUUUUAUGAUUACCUGACUUAAGUGUUUUGAGCCUAUGAGGAGAUCAGAUUCGUUAAAGGAUGUUUGUUGUCAAUCUUCUCAUCCACUGGGUCUUAGCCCAGAUCAAGACGUCACUGUUGUCCGUUUCUGCUUAGAUUUGAACUGCUGGCUUUGUAAUCUCUUUCUGAUUUUCCACCACAAUUGAACAUGCUGUUUAACAGAUCCCUCGAGUUGUAUUCAUAAGGAAUUCAUUGGGAUCUAAGCAAUCUAGGAAAUGUAACCUCAGUGAUGAGGAAUCAGAUGAUGUGUGAAGAACCACAGCAAAAGUCCAUUUACUAAGAUAGUGUACGUCAUAUAUUCUGCUCUUUUCCACUAAUCAGCUUUCAAUAAAAUAAUCAGAAUUU
Carassius carassius (crucian carp) is the source of this 1170-nucleotide messenger RNA. Its product is annotated as protein jagunal homolog 1-B-like. The transcript has 3 exons. Bases 153 to 704 code for a protein of 183 amino acids. NCBI's taxonomy places the organism in Eukaryota, Metazoa, Chordata, Actinopteri, Cypriniformes, Cyprinidae. The record is from RefSeq and is a predicted model, not a curated record. Gene Ontology annotation, biological process: granulocyte colony-stimulating factor signaling pathway; endoplasmic reticulum organization; vesicle-mediated transport. Gene Ontology annotation, cellular component: endoplasmic reticulum membrane.